AAGCAACAUAAAAGUCGGCACUUCUGCCUCACCCUCUAGCUAUUGGUUUCUUCCGGGUAUAACCUGCAUUUUCUCAAUUGUCCCAAAUUUCGAUAACAAACAGAGAAAGUUUGUCCGCCGGAGACGUGGACUAUGGGAGGUUGUCUUUCGCGCCGAAAGGCGGACGUGUUGGCUGAAGAUCACCUCUCUUCUCGUGAGCCAAAACCAGAGCCACCUCGCUUCUCGGCAUGCAGCAUACUUUUUAACGCCGGCAUUCCUGCUUUGAUCUGGUUAGAAGACGCCCUCGCCUAUUAUGGAGUACCUACCAUGGUCUUCGAACUCUUCCUGCUCGUCCCGGAUGUGGAUGCAGCGGCUCGGGUCUUGAAAAGCUCAGGCUAUCAGAAAAGAGAACCGAGCCUUGCUCUCCGGCCCAUUUGCCAGUUCGACAAUCUCUACGCCGCAGUCCGGACCGAGAACCAACAUCCGCCAACCACCGAUGCGGAGGCGACAUCACAAUCUCCGGAGGUUAAGCCGACUCGUGUCAUCCUCCUCCCAGCUAAGGAAUGGUUCCACGAGCUUCCCUCUGCGCCCGAGGACAUGGAAGAUUGGUUGCCAACACUACCCCAGCUUCUCGCUGCCUUGAUAGCGAAAUGGCUAAGUCUGGAGGAAGGAGAGCGGGAUCUACGAUUGCGCAUUGCAGUGUUGCUCGGGUAUAUCUACGCGGGCCUUGACAAUGUCAAGCUUCCUGGGUUUGAGCAGCAACUUCCGCAACAGCUUCGGGCCUUCCACAUGGAUCGGGUGCAAGGAAGGAUCAACCUCGCAGAUUUGGGAACAUUUCGCUGCCAGCAGCAUUAUUUGCAUCCUAGAAAUGAGCAACCAUAG
Molecule: messenger RNA, 861 nt
Organism: Chaetomium fimeti
Lineage: Eukaryota; Fungi; Ascomycota; Sordariomycetes; Sordariales; Chaetomiaceae
Exons: 1
Coding region: 133-861 (242 amino acids)
Source: RefSeq, a predicted model, not a curated record